CAGUGUUUGGCGAUUGUAGUGGCUGUAGCUCGUCGUAGGCUUUUACGUAAUAUGCAUUCGAACAAGUCUUUCAAUUCUUUUGUAUUCUUUGACUUGGAAACCACAGGUCUAAAAAGACCCAUAGAAAUUGCUGAACUAYGCUUAGUUGGCGUUCUCAAUGACCAACUCGAGUCGUGUUGUACAACCUCGACUAUUCCACGACUACUUGAUAAACUGACGGUAUGUGUUCGUCCUACGCAGGGCAUUGAGCAUGGAGCUGAAUUGAUGACAGGUUUAUCGAAUAGCGUCCUUGAAGACUACAAAGGUUUCGACAGAGAUCUGGCUACAACUAUUAAAUCGUUCCUUGCUCGGCAAAAGUCGCCAUGUUGCUUGGUCGCUCACGGAGGCGAUCGAUACGACUUUGAUAUCCUCGCUUCAGAGAUCUCUCAAGCUGGUUUGGAAUUUMCUUCUUGUGUGGAAGUUUCGGACUCUUGUAGUGCUUUUCGAGCCAUGCAUAAAGACAUAAAGCAUAAAGACAUAAAGGCAGAAGGCACCGGAGAACAAUSCAUGGGAGAUAGARCUAGCGCAAGAAUUUCACAUAGUUUGARCAGUCUUUACAAACGAUACACUGGAAAAGACAUCGAAGGAAGCCAUACAGCUGAAGGAGAUACAUUAGCUCUGUUAGAGCUCAUCUUAGCCAAACCAGAAGUUAAAAAGUACAUUGAGAGAGGAGCUCGAAAACUUGGCGGUACGGCAAUUCAGAAUGCUGGUUUAGCCGGUGUAAGGAAACGGACUAGCUUGAAUAAUGAAUUGGACGAGAAUGAAAUAGAAGAAAGUGAAGUUCUUGAAGAAUAUUUUAGUGUUCUAGAAGAAGAAGGUGUACUAAAAAGUCAGUAAAGUAGGUAYAUGUAAUGUGCAGGAAGAAGCCAAAUUACACAGGAAGACCAACACAAUCAAAAGUAAGAUUGAGAUGGGUUUCCUGUGUUUCAAUGAUGUAAAUCUCUUCUAAUGGAGUCAAAACUAAUUAAAAGUCAUGAUUUUAGUUA
This is a messenger RNA of Exaiptasia diaphana, 1025 nucleotides long. RefSeq names its product three prime repair exonuclease 2. Bases 52 to 876 code for a protein of 274 amino acids. Gene Ontology annotation, molecular function: nucleic acid binding; 3'-5'-DNA exonuclease activity. The record is from RefSeq and is a predicted model, not a curated record. Gene Ontology annotation, cellular component: cytoplasm. Gene Ontology annotation, biological process: DNA catabolic process. The transcript has a single exon. NCBI's taxonomy places the organism in Eukaryota, Metazoa, Cnidaria, Anthozoa, Actiniaria, Aiptasiidae.